AUGAGGUCGGAUGAUGAAGAGGACAAAAGUUUCAAUUGUUUGAGAGAAACGACAAGGGAUUAUGUACCUGAAGGAUCUAUUUCUUUCAACGAUGAGGAUGCAGAAGGCAUCAUUCAGCCACACAACAAUGCUUUGGUAAUUUCUAUCCUAAUUUUUAAAUCUCAAGUUAAACGUAUUUUGAUUGAUCCAGGUAGUUCAGCCAAUAUUAUCCGAUGGAGAGUGGUAGAACAACUGGGGCUGUUGGACCAAAUUAUACUGGCAGCUCGGGUUCUCAGCGGAUUCAACAUAACGAGCGAAACUACUAAGGGAGAAAUCUCUUUGCCGGUAAACAUCGCAGGGACUAUUCCACAAACGGUGUUCUACGUUAUCGAGGGGGAUAUGAAGUACAAUGCGUCGCUCGGCAAGCCGUGGAUUCAUAGCAUGAGGGCAGUACCCUCGAUAUUACAUCAAAUGUUGAGGUUCCCAACCUCGAAAGGGAUAAAAACGGUCCAUGGUGAACAAUCCGCUGAAAGGGAGAUAUUCGCGGUCGAAGCAGCACUCCCCACUCAAAAGGAAUCAUUCGUAAAAGCUGCUGAAUCAACCAAAGUCAAAGAUGCUAAAUAG
Molecule: messenger RNA, 603 nt
Organism: Lycium ferocissimum
Lineage: Eukaryota; Viridiplantae; Streptophyta; Magnoliopsida; Solanales; Solanaceae
Exons: 1
Coding region: 1-603 (200 amino acids)
Source: RefSeq, a predicted model, not a curated record